AUUAUUUUCAAUCUGUGUGUUGUGUUGUCGUAACUAAAAUCACAUUUUUUCUAUUUCUUAAAAUUAAUUCAUUAAUUAGAUCUCCAUUUGUAAAGUAGUCGAAAACUUCGAGUAUCUAAAAGAAAAUGAAACUUUUGAUUGUAUUUUUCUUUACAAUGAUUGUUGUGGUAUUGGGUGGCAAAAAAAUAAAAGCCCGACAGUCUAAUGAACAGGAACAGACAGAUAUUGGUAGUGUCGGUCCAUUACUCGGCACUGCCGGCAGUAAGGCUAAGGGCUUGAUUGGUGCCAUCAAAUCGGCAGAUGAAGACAGCGAUGAUGAUAAUGGAAAGGCGACUGAAGAGGACGCCGAGGCUACAACUGGUGCCGUGGACUCGUUAUUAGCUAAUCCAGCGAAGGCUGCUUUAGGUAAGGCGACAGAUGCUAAGGCGGCUGUGGAUAAGGCAACUAAAAAAAUAAAAAAAACAAAAGAUACGGCAAAUACGUCAGCCAAACAAAAACAGGGAAAAGAGCAAAAAGUAGUUAUGGGUAACAGUAAGGGUGCCAUUGCUAUCACACAAAAGGACGGACAGAUUCAGACAAUGUCCGGAACCAGUGGUGAUAAAAAAGUCAAGGCUUCCAAAGCAGGCAAACAAAAACAAAAACAAUCGCAAUCUGUAGUCAUUGAAUCUGAAUAAUAAUUAAAUCAAAUAUUAUAUAUUUAUAUUUAUUCAUCUAAUUAUAAU
Messenger RNA from Oppia nitens, 722 nucleotides. RefSeq names its product pre-mRNA-splicing factor CWC22 homolog. The record is from RefSeq and is a predicted model, not a curated record. The transcript is spliced from 2 exons. Bases 126 to 674 code for a protein of 182 amino acids. NCBI's taxonomy places the organism in Eukaryota, Metazoa, Arthropoda, Arachnida, Sarcoptiformes, Oppiidae.